Coregonus sp. 'balchen' is the source of this 2491-nucleotide messenger RNA. Lineage: Eukaryota; Metazoa; Chordata; Actinopteri; Salmoniformes; Salmonidae. The record is from the annotation of a GenBank genome assembly.
GCUCGCCCUUGACAAGGGCAGGUAGGCCUAGUCAGAGGACCUGAUGAAAGAAACUGAUAUAGCAGCCUAUAUAAGUCUAUGGAUAGCAGCAGUCUUCGAUAGUACUGCAAAAAUAUAUAUACGACAUUAAACAUUUAUAGUGCCGUAGUGGACCAGUUAAAUUGGAUUUACGUCGUUUGGAAUCAGAAUCAUGAUUCCUCAGUCGAGCAGAGAAUUUGUCUUCAAGAUUGCUGGUUAUUGGAAGCCGCUUUUCAAAGGCAGGUUUCUAAUUGUAACCAAUACUGUGAGCUGUGGGUGUAUGCUAGCCGGUGGCGACAUCAUUCAACAAACCAGAGAGAAACGGAGGGUCCCCGAGAAGGCACGUGACUGGACGCGAACAGGUAAUGUCCAGGACCAAGGACAGCAGCCGAUAGGGAGCCCAAUAUCCACCUUGUAUGAAAUAAAUUCUGAAGCGAAAUGAACCAUGUGCUAGGGGCAACAGAGCCAAUCAUUGUCAUAAAGUAGCCUAACCAAAAUAAAAAUGCAAAGCAUACACAAUGAACUUAAACUAUAAUAUUCCAAACCAUAGUUUUAAUUAUAUGCUUUAUGUUGAUAUUAUUUUUGCUUAUUAUUAUGUUUUCCAACAUCCUAUACAGUAGUUAUGGGUUUCACUAACUGCAAAGAACGUUUUAUUUUCCUGUGUUACUACUGACCUCUGCAGGUUGCAUGUUUGCAGUGGGCUGCUCAAUGGGGCCCUUCAUGCACUACUGGUACCAGUGGCUGGACAAGUUCUUUGUCGGCAACGCUUUACCUGCUGUCAGCAAGAAAGUCCUCACCGAUCAGCUGAUUGCAUCACCGACCAUGGGAGCAUGGUAUUUCAUUGGUGAGAUAUUGAUGUGUUUUUUUUUUUUUUUUCAAGAAGUCAGCAUUUCAGUAUACUGAAAUCCAUGUGUACUUGGACUGUUUCCAGAGAAGGGGAAUUGUCAGGGCAAAAAACAAGAAUUUUCUCAUGGAAAAGCUCACAACAAAACUAAUCCUUGCGAGGGACAUCUAGAUAUAAAUACCACACUUCACUUGUUUUUGUUUUUUUCUUUAUGUAUUUUUUCUUUAUUGUGCCUUUCUCCAGGUAUGGGAAAGUUGGAAGGCCACAGUCUGUCUGAGGGGUUAGAGGAAUUCAAAGACAAAUUCUGGGAGUUCUACAAGGUUAGUGGAACAAUUUGGCUAAGAGUAUGAGGAACAGUUUGAUUAAGAAACCCAAGCCUAUUGUACUGAAUCCUGCUGGCCCGGUUGAUGCUCCUAGAUCUCAGGGUUUGUUUGUGCUCCUUUUCAUUCAAGGCGGACUGGUGUGUUUGGCCCGUGGCACAGAUGAUCAACUUCUACUUCUUGCCUCCUAAGUUCCGUGUCCUCUAUGUCAAUGUCAUCACCCUGGGGUGGGACACCUAUCUCUCCUACCUCAAACACCGUAAGAGCUGCUCUGACGCCAUUUUGUUUUUGUCUAUUCAACAUUACACCGCCAAUGAUUCAGAUGUUCUUUAACAGUAAUAGUAUCGUCUCUGCUGUUCCAGGAGACAAUGUUGAAGGAAGCACUGGAGAUGUCACUGAACUGAAUGAGCCAGAACUGGAAGUGUCAGCAACCAAACAGUUGGAAGAGAAGCUCUAACAUUGGAUUGGUGUCGUUGGGAGCGUCGCAGGACUUGAAUUCGAUGUCAAUGUCACUGACAAUGGCAACAUUCCUUAUCAUGUGUGCCUUAAAAGCACUACCUAAUUCAAGAGUUUUAUACUAAACUAUGGUGAAAAAAUGUGCGCCCACACAAUGCAUACCACAUGUACUGUACAGUGCAUGCAUUUCCACUAUAGACUAAAGCUUUGUCUGGUUGUUGUUGUAUUGAGUGUCUAUUUGCACUAGGUGUAGACGGCUAAUCUACCAACCUAUUAAUGAGAGUGAGACUUGUUUCAGGUGUGCCAAAGUUAACUUUUCAUACUAUAAUGUAAUCUAUGUUGUUUACCCAGUCAAAAUUGUUUAAGUAAUGACUGAUGUGCAGUAAGUUACACAUAUCAUUCUUGUGUAAUAGGCUUAGGCUAAUAUAUGUCUAGUAGGUGACAUGAAUGAAUCCCUUUGUGUUAUUUAAAAAUCCAGUCUUUUAUUUGUAGGAAUAGCCUUUUCAAGCAUCUUAAAAUAUUUAUACAAUCUUAAUAAUCUUUUAUUUAAAUGUUGUAUUUUAAUUUCAACAGAUUCCUUUACUGGUAUGGCUUGAAUGUAUUAAUAUUGAAUAUAAUUUAUAAUAUGCCUGUAGGUUUCCUAGGUUUAUAUUGAAGUUGAAUAAAUGCCUUAUAAUACAGUAUGUCAAAGCAAUACAAUACUGUAGCUGCAAUUGGCCAAAGAUAAGGUUCAUUUCCAAACAAAAUGUAUGUUUAUAAUUGCAUUGUAACAACAUAAACUCCAGGACCGAGAUUCACAAAACUCGCUUAAGAAUAUAUUUCUUAACUGCCAUUUUUUCCUUAAUUAUAGACU